This is a messenger RNA of Rotaria sp. Silwood1, 1542 nucleotides long. The record is from the annotation of a GenBank genome assembly. NCBI's taxonomy places the organism in Eukaryota, Metazoa, Rotifera, Eurotatoria, Philodinida, Philodinidae.
AUGGCUUCUGCACAAUUUCAAGUUUUAUCUAUUCUCUGUCGAACAUCACGUCAAGCUGUAAACGAUGCUCUCAAAGAAUUCGCCAAAACAACAAUAUUGUCACUAAAUGCAUUGUCUCGUGAUGUAUUCAAUAGUUAUAUAGGCAUGGCUAUUGAACAAUUCCAGAAAAAUACACUUGAUAAUUUCCGUUCAUUCAAUCAUUUUGUGUCAUCUUUGGUUGAAGAACAUCGUUUUAUAUCUGCAUUAAGAACAAAUUUCUAUACGAGAAGUGUUCCUGGUAGCAAUAUUUCUGUAACUUUUUCUGCCAUUUAUCCACAACAAGUGGAUCGAACUCAAUCAUCAUCGAUGUUGAAUGAAACAUGUCGAUGUUAUCGUACAAGUGAUUGUGUUUAUCCUGCUGGAAUUUAUAAUCAAUCACGAGCUAUCAUUCCGAAUGAAAUCUUUUCACUUGAUGAAUCGCCUCUAUUCAUUAUACCAGGAUUUCAAGUAGGAUGUGUACCUCAAAAUGCAUUAUUUCAAUCAACAUUGGAAUGCUUUUAUAAUGAAUCAUGUUUAGACAUCGUGAUUUCGUUGAUUGGUGCUCUUCGCACCGUCUCAGCUCUGAAUAUUUCAAAAUCUUUUUCACGAUUCAGUCCAACAACAACUAUUGGUGUUCUUUUUGAUAAUAUGAUGGUUGAAUCUUGGAAGAAUUCUACUGAUUUUGUCAUGUAUUUCCAAACUUGUGCACCCAAAGCCUGUUCAUAUUCAUAUUCACAACGUUUUCUUCUCAUUUACAUGAUUACAACCAUGGCUAGUGUCUUUGGUGGACUAAGUGUAGCAUUGCGUAUAGCAUCUCCAUUGCAGAUCAAUAACACACGGAUUCCCCAGUAUGCUUCAAGUAACACUAAUAACUAUGAUCAUCUGCCAUGUGAUUGUGAACAAGUUUAUUUUUGUUUAAAACCAUUGGGUUUCUAUGGUUAUUCCCCGUCAUAUGCACAAACGAAUGCCAAACCAUUUCAAAUUAUUUCUGGUCUAUAUCUUGGUUGUCAAUUUUUAGAUUUUAGUUAUUCCACAUUACAAUGUUUUUACAAUGAAUCAUGUGUUCAGAUGUUGAUUGAUCAACGUCUCUAUGGUUAUGAAAAUAUCUAUUUACCAAUUGAUUUAAGUAAUAUAACAGCACUUGAUCCGAACGAUAUGAUCCUUUUCAAGUCUCAACAAGCAUUAGAAAUUCUCUUGCAAACCAUUUUUCUUAAUCAACAGAUCUAUAUAGCAAAUUAUACAUUGUACUAUGCUCAAUGUCAGCCAGAGAUAUGUACAUAUACAAUAGAUCAGAAAUUACAUUCUAUUAGUCGUGUUAACUUAGUUAUUGGUCUGAUUGGAGGAUUAACUGUUCUACUUCGUCUCUUCGUUCCAUCAUUCAUCAAAAUCAUCUAUCUGAUUUAUCAUUUGUGCUCUCAGCAAACACGAGAUAUUCCUUUACGUUGGAGAAUGAUUAUUACCUAUAUUCGAAAUGAACUUUAUAGAAUGAAUGUGUACAAAAAGAAACAAAAAGUGGAAUAUUAA